This is a messenger RNA of Choloepus didactylus (southern two-toed sloth), 537 nucleotides long. It is a transcript of the gene CCL1, whose product is annotated as C-C motif chemokine ligand 1. Gene Ontology annotation, molecular function: CCR chemokine receptor binding; chemokine activity. NCBI's taxonomy places the organism in Eukaryota, Metazoa, Chordata, Mammalia, Pilosa, Megalonychidae. Gene Ontology annotation, biological process: cellular response to tumor necrosis factor; monocyte chemotaxis; inflammatory response. The transcript has 3 exons. The record is from RefSeq and is a predicted model, not a curated record. Gene Ontology annotation, cellular component: extracellular region. The coding region runs from base 40 to 330 and encodes 96 amino acids.
CCCCAUCAGACUCGUCGAGGCUACUCCAGGGAUCCUGAGAUGCAGCUCAUCGCCACAGCCCUGGUGUGUCUGCUGCUGGCUGGGAUGUGGCCACAGGAGGUGGACGGCAAGAGCAUGCAUGUGUCAUCCUCCAAUUGCUGCUUCAGAUUCAUGGAGAGAAAGAUUUCCCCGCAGCAGAUCCACUGUUACAGAAACACCAGCUCCACCUGCCCUUACGGUGGCCUGAUAUUCAAGCUGAAAGGGGGCAGAGAGACCUGUGUCUUGAAGAAAGGCAGAUGGAUUCAGAGUUAUUUAAAAUAUAUAAAACCCUGCCAGCCAAAGAGAAUAUAAGCAGAUUCUUUUCCAUCCUGGGCUCCAGAGACCACUUCGCUUUGCCUGUUCCCCCAACCCCCAACUCGACAUCAGUCCUUCUGUCCCAACUUUGCUGGGCCACAGAGAGGGGUCUGCUCAGUCCUGAUAAGCUGUAUUGUUGCACUUUAUAUAUUUAAGUUUGUGAAUCCUCCACUUCUGCUCCCUUGGGAUCCGAACCCCAGUCUU